This is a messenger RNA of Fopius arisanus, 2938 nucleotides long. RefSeq names its product protein rhomboid (gene stet). The record is from RefSeq and is a predicted model, not a curated record. Gene Ontology annotation, cellular component: membrane. Gene Ontology annotation, molecular function: serine-type endopeptidase activity. Lineage: Eukaryota; Metazoa; Arthropoda; Insecta; Hymenoptera; Braconidae.
CUCGGUUUUUUCACGUACUACACAGUGUCGAUGGGUGAAGUUAACCCAUCCGGUCCGGUACCAAUUGACAGUGUAUUCAUUUAUCGUCCUGACAAGCGUCUUGAGCUCUGGAGAUUCGCAUUCUACAUGUUCCUUCACGCUGGAUGGCUCCACCUGCUGUUCAACCUGGGGGUACAGGUGGUCGUGGGACUACCCCUGGAGAUGGUUCAUGGGAGUUUCAGAAUCGGGGCGGUGUACAUGGCUGGUGUUCUAGCAGGAUCACUCGGUACUUCGGUCUUUGAUACAGAUGUUUACCUAGUCGGAGCUAGUGGAGGAGUUUACGCACUCCUAGCUGCCCACCUUGCUAAUGUACUGCUAAACUACAACAACAUGGAGUUUGGAAUUGUUCGGCUCAUUGGCAUCUUCAUUAUCGCGAGCGCUGACGUUGGUUUUGCAAUCUACGACAGGUAUGCAGCCGAACAGAUGGGCCCACCUGUCUCCUACGUGGCACACCUGACGGGUGCACUGGCCGGUCUGACAAUUGGCCUUCUCGUGCUGAAAAAUUUUGAACAACGCCUGCACGAGCAACUACUCUGGUGGGUUGCACUUGGUGUUUAUGCUGCCUGCACAAUAUUUGCAGUUAUGUACAAUCUCAUGCAUCCAGAUUAUCCAUGACGUGAGGUUAGCUUCGCGUAUGGAAUACCUAGGCAUACGUAACGCGAAGCUUCAUAAAAAGUGUCAAAUAAUUGGUAUUCUCCAGCGGUGUUCACUGGACACGGUGUUGUGGAGAAUUAAAGCCAAAUAAUUAUAAUUCCAUGAGUGAUGGGUGAGAGUGGUGAUGAUGUGGGGUGGCUAAGACAAGGCAAAAAUAUUAGAGAACAAGUACCAAAGAGACAUCCAAGGACGAGAACCCAGUGUUGGUGGUGAUGGUGGUGAAUUGAGGGGCGGCAAGAUGAGCAACACGAUGUACGAAAAAGUAUGUGAGAGCCGCCGAGUGUUCUCAUGGAGAAACGAGAAUUGCUCGCUUGGAAGAGUCUGCGCGGGCUGGUCCGGCAACACUACCAAGUGUCACUCGUUUACACGUGACACACAAUGUACCCAGAAAAUGAAAAAAAGUAAGUAAAAUAAAGACGAAGAAGAGGACCUCCUUCGACUGUGAGGGGGACGGGAGAGUCCGAGGAGACAGUGGCAAGUGAAUAAAUCUCUGGGAAUAGCUGCAAGAACGAAUGGAAAACACGUGUCGCUCCGCAGCCCGACAAAUUGGAAUAAACGUGUAAAUCGAAAAUACGAAUUCAAUUUCUUUUCCAUUUCUGCUCACAGAAAAUUCACUCAAUUCAUCGCCAACUCGUUCUAAUUUUUUUACCCAAUUCCCCAAGAGCAUUAAUUUCUUUUGUAUAUGAAAAAUAAUGGAGGUCAUUUGUAAAAGGAUGCAUUGGUGUGUGUGCAUUUUUUUUUUAUUUAUUCGGAGACGUCUACACGAUCCUCGAUACUAAAAGACUGAAUUUUCUCGCGAAACUAAUUUAAUUAAUGAUACACGUGCGCAAAUCUUUGUUUAACAGUCAAUUCCAAUGAACGUUGGCAGGAGAAAAAUAAGUCUCAUUUUGUUUUCAUUUUUUUUUGUGCCCCCGGGGGGAAGGGAUGUAUGGAUGAUAAUCGGGUGUUCUCGUACACGAGGGGAUAAAUUCAUAUUUCAUGCAAUUCAUUUCUAAAAAUACAAUAAUGCACAGUAUGUAAAUAAGAAUACUAUAAUUACAAAGAUGGAGAAGAUUUUUUUUUUGUCAGUGUCAGUGGGGUGAAUGAUUCAGAUAUGUGUGAAAGAAUAUCAUUGACAAAGAGAAAAAUUAAACUCGAAUGUAUGCGAUUUGGGGGAGCGUCUAUUUGUGUACUUUUAUCGUUGCGUAACUUCCCCUGCGAAUCGUCGUCGCGUGGCCAAGAUAUUUUCCUUUUCUCGUCCUCCUUUGCCUUCUGCAAGAGUUGAGAUCACUGGGAACCCAUGUAACGGAAUUAUUAACGGACACCAAUUGUGCACAAUGGUAAUACACAUAUAUAUUAUUGUCCUUCGGGAAAUAUGAUUCCCUCUAUUACAAUUUGAUUUUUUUUUUUUUUUUGGUGCACCGAGUAUUCCGGUAAACAAACAUCCAACGACUUAGAAACAAAAAACACAUUACCCUCACUCGUGAUGUAGACUUUCCUUCGGCUUCGUAUUUCCAUUAAACUUUUUCCAAUUUUUUCCAGCCUGCAAAGGCACACAAAGAGAAAAGAUAAACAAAAUAUUGAGGCAUUCAAUUGAAACUUUUGCUCACCGCACGUAUUCCCAUGGAUUCCAUUCUCAUUUUUGUAUUAUUGUGUUCUGUAAUUUAUGUCCAUCGUUAAGUUAUUACGUCUUCUUGAUUUAAGUUAUUUAUUUAAAAGAGUCACAACACGGUUACGUCCCCGAGUACUGAAUUUAUCUGUUGCAUAGUCGAUUUACAUUAGAGACAAACAUUCCGAAGAAACCGAUAAAAAUACAGGAGAAAACCCAGUCACAAGAAGAGUUAUAAUAUAAUAUAAUUUACAAUUAAUCUUAAACUCCCAAACCCAGUGGUUAUAACUAGAAUAAAAAGUGUGAAAUCGUGGCAAAUGCUUGAAAAUCAUUACCAAGAGUGAUAAAAGAAUGACAUUGGCAAAUUAAUUGAAGUGGGAAAUGGAUAAUAAUGGGUAUGUACUCAUUGGUGCGUAACUCGAGUUCGAGGAGGUGAAGCAGUUUGUGGUAGAACCGCAUGGUUUCUCUCCUGAUAGAAACCAAUGGAUGUGCACGCCAAUGAGUGGCGCCCAAAUUGGGAAGGAACCCGGUACCGCUGACAAAACGAAUAUAAAAACUAAAAAAAAAGGGUGGAGAUAGGUUAAAGGAGCAUAGCUAAGGUGGUUAGACUGAACUUGGAAAGAUGUGGGAGUGAGGUUUUAGCGGCUAAACUUGCUA